Quercus robur (English oak) is the source of this 561-nucleotide messenger RNA. RefSeq names its product 3'-5' exonuclease-like. Gene Ontology annotation, biological process: nucleobase-containing compound metabolic process. NCBI's taxonomy places the organism in Eukaryota, Viridiplantae, Streptophyta, Magnoliopsida, Fagales, Fagaceae. Gene Ontology annotation, cellular component: cytoplasm; nucleus. The coding region runs from base 1 to 561 and encodes 186 amino acids. Gene Ontology annotation, molecular function: nucleic acid binding; 3'-5' exonuclease activity. The record is from RefSeq and is a predicted model, not a curated record. The transcript is spliced from 3 exons.
AUGGUCGACUCCUGGCUCUCCGACAUCUACCGCAUCCACCGCCGCCGUCUCCACCGCCUCAUCGUCGGCCUCGACGUCGAGUGGCGACCCAGUUUCAACCACAACAUCGAAAACCCAGUUGCCACUCUCCAACUUUGCGUGGGUCGACGCUGCCUCAUCUUCCAACUCAUCUACGCCACUCACUUCCCCAACUCGCUCAUCGAGUUUCUCAGCGACGAGGAUUUCACUUUUGUUAGAGUUGGGGUUGAGAGUGAUGUGGAGAAACUGUUGGAUGAUUAUGAUUUGAAAGUUGGGAAUGUGGUUGACCUUUGUGGACUCGCUGUGGACUGGUUGGGGAACAGGGAUUUGAAGAACGCUGGGUUGAACGGUUUGGCUCGAGCUGUGCUGGGACUCAAGUGGAGCAAGAUAUGUGAAUCUGAUAAUGUCAUAAUGGACUUUUUAGCUCAUAAUCCAUCUAGCAUUACUGAGGAAUUUCCAAGGAAUUCAUUAGUUGAGGAUGAUGCAACAAGUGAAACAUCCAUUGCUUCUCUAUCUGUGCCCCAUGUUAUCAGCAAUAUAUAG